This is a messenger RNA of Macrosteles quadrilineatus (aster leafhopper), 3619 nucleotides long. RefSeq names its product sodium/potassium-transporting ATPase subunit beta-1-interacting protein-like. Bases 322 to 1539 code for a protein of 405 amino acids. NCBI's taxonomy places the organism in Eukaryota, Metazoa, Arthropoda, Insecta, Hemiptera, Cicadellidae. Gene Ontology annotation, biological process: regulation of sodium ion transport. The transcript has 10 exons. The record is from RefSeq and is a predicted model, not a curated record.
CCUGCCCGGGCCUGCCACUGCCCCCCGUUAUUUCAUUUCCUAAUUCCUAUUGGCAACAAGUAAAUAAAGAAUAUUGUAGCAUAGUAAAAUAGUAACAAACAAAAAAUAAUUAAUUCAUAAUGUAGUUGUUCACACACGUACUUUCCAGCAAUAACAAAGAGUGGAAUUUGUAAAUUAGACUAUGUGUUUUUACCUGGUAUUUUUCUCAGAUGGAUGAAUUAAUUGAAUAAGAUUAGGCCUACCAUGAGCAAAUUUCCGCUGAUCCUUGUAAUGUCAUAAUGACAUUAGAAGCUGAAGGAGUUGGUUGUUAUUAUUUAUGACAUGGGAAUUUGUAGUCUUCGGACCUUUUUCCUGACAAACUGUGUGGUCCAGUUGAUUCUAACAGCUUGCCGUCAGGUUUUCGACUUCCUUGGGUACAUGUGGGGACCAAUUUUCUCAAACUUUUUCCAAAUAAUAUUUACAAUUUUUGGGUUUUUUGGGGUUUAUCAAUAUCGUCCUAAAUACAUUAUCGUGUAUUCAGUUUGGUGUGUAUUUUGGUGCAGUUGGAAUAUUUUCGUUGUCUGUUUCUAUUUGAAUCUGUUCGGACUGGAUAAGGACAGUGAUCUGCUGAGUCUAGGCACGGGCAGUGUCAGUUGGUGGGAGACGGGUGGUCCAGGCUGUAAGCCUGUGUUCCUGGCCAACCAAUCACUGGAGGGGGAGCCGUGGCGACCGCUGCGGCCAGACUUUGUCACAGACUGUCUGUUGCGUUACGAUCACCUGGAGGCCGGCCAAGCCAUCCUACAUCUCCUCACAUCGGUUUUUGGUUUAAUAUCGGGAGUUAUAAUUGCCUGGUCCUUAUUUGAUGAAGAUGAUACAUUUGACUUUUUGGGUGAAUUUGAGUCAAAAAGCCCUCAGCAUCUAGCUCUACAGCCCAUGUAUGUGCGCCACGCCACUGUGCCUUCUGCUUCCGACAGUCUUCUCACUCUCACGCGGAGCCUCAACAAACACCGUGCAUCUCCACCCGGUAAAAAGAAGAAGGUGAAUGAACUGCCGCCACUCUACUCCAUAGAGUACAGCAUGAGACGUCCUUCAGAUGACAAUAUUCACGAACCGGAAGAAGAUCCUGAGUCUCGGUUGUCUUCCCCACGUCCCAUGACUCCGCGGCGAGUGAAGCGUCGCAGUGUCAACUCACGAGGAGUGCCUCUACAGCGGCCGCACUCUUCACAUCUGUCGCACAGUCAGCGACACUCACACUCGAGGUCGUCGGCACGCUCGUCUCAGCGUAGACAUCGAGUGUCCCAUCCCAGUCCGGUCACCCGGCUCAUAGAUCAGCAGCAGAAGCAAGACGUCAGCAGACUGGUGGGUCACACCAACCCAAUGUACCAGCAGAGCUCAAGUAACUCGCUGGAUCUUGACUGUGACCGGCCGUCGUCUGCGAGGUCUGUCUACUCCAACUACCACGGCACUCGAGCAUUCACAUACACAGCUCAACCACCCUCCACCUUCCUCAGCCGAGGACCUCCCGCCUACUCUCCUGACAAGACUGAGACUGUCAUUUGAAUAAUCAAAACAAAUACUAGCGAUAGAUGUAAAAAUGAGUUAGGGUAAUGAUUUCAUCAUCACUGUAGAUUUUAUUAUUUAGUGCAAAAUGUUAAACUUAAAAGUAGGCUAAUUUAUUUAGAGGGGAAUAAUUAACAUGCCUUGAGAGUCAGCAUCCCAAGUGUGUGGGGAUGUCUCCUCCCACCUCCCUUCUGGUGACCCACUAGCGAAUAUCUUCUUUGCCUGUGUUUCUGACCAUGGGAUAACCUUGAGGGAAACUGUUAUUGUAAAAAGUGUAAUUAUAAAAUCCUCCUGUUCGUUCUCCAACUGCUGGUAGCUUUGUAAUUGUUAAAAACUGAACCUGGGGGCUGUCCAUGACCGUUGGGCUUCAAUGAAUGGUAAAAAAUGGCCUAAAACUAAAAAUAACCAAAUUUUUAUUAACAAUGUAUUAAAACUUGUUGCUAAAUGCCAUGGUAUUUUAAUGAGAAGUAAAACAACUAAAACCAUCACUAACUCGCAUCUUUUAUGUAAAACAAAUUGCAUUUUUAACUUAGCCAAUACAAUGUUUUUUUGUUAUCAUUUUGUUCCUGAGAAAAGUGUUCUAUUCCAGUGUGUUUUUAAAUAAGACCUACAAACUUCUCUAUUAGUGUACACCAAUUUAAUAAAAUCUUCAAGAAAACGUACUCACAAGGAAUCACCAAAAUGUAUGACAUUAAAAACAAAGUAAUACAGCUGAAAAAAUGGUAAAUUUACACCUCGUUUGUACAUACAAAAACCUUUAUUUCCUCUUUUUUUUAGAAGAAAAUGUCAAAGCAUAACGUUUAGCAGUGGCGUAACUAGAACAUGGCUUUGGGGGAGGGAUGGUUGAGCUCAAUAAUAAUUCAAUUCAAUUUAAAUUAGUUAAUUCAAUCUGUACUCAUGCGUGGGGUCAGGGGCCUUCCCCCAGAAAAUUUGGAAAAUGUAGAACUCCAAACUCACAUUUUCAGGCAUUCUAGAGGUGUAAUCACGUUCAAUAAAGAACUAAAAAAAUCAACCCAAUUGAGGCUGUCUCUGGCCGGACAGAUUCAGGAAAUAAAGUACCACUAUCGGUUAACACACACUCACUCGUUAUUGUUUUUUACCGGCCGUCUGCCUGAUUUGCAACUUAUUACAGUUUCUCCAAGUUUUAGACUUGGCUUACAUACCCUCCCAAGAGCCCUGACACCAUUCCGAAUAAUAAUACACAAUACACAACAUUUUACUAAAUAACAUCAAUACUUUUCAGAAUGACAUGGCUUAUUUAAUAUUUGUUACAAGUCUAUACAAUUUUUUUUUGUUUAUGUUCUUUGCUUAAAUGAAGGUAAACUAUCAUAAUAAAAAGACAAGAGGACAGUUAAAGGCCUUUCCUCUUUGACAUUUUAUUAAACUACUACAAGAUUACAGAACAGAACUAGAACACAGAGUAAAAAACUAACGUAAAAGCCAAGCCGUCUGGCGUCUUAGUUCUUCUCACACAUGCCUGCAGUGUUAACCACUCAAAUUUACUCUUACUGCCUGGGUGUAUUCAUUAAUUAAAUCUUUUAAAAUUAUUUUACUAUCCAAAUUAACUAAAAAAUUAUUGAAUUAGAUUAAUAAAACAAAAUCAAAAAUAAAUCAUCUGUUUCAGCUGUAAACUUCACGCAACUGUAUUUUAAAGAAAUAAGAUUGCUGUGAUAAAAUAAUUAUUUUUAUUUUAGGGUUCUGAGGAGGGGGUUCUAUCCCCCAUCCCCCCCCCCUGUAGUUACGCCACUGACCAUUAGGAUCUAACCUGAAAUGGAAUAUAUAUAUAUAUCCACACACAUACAAAACCGAACCUUGGAACUAAUAAAAAGAAGCCUUCACAUUUUUCAAUUACUUGGAUGAGAAGUCCACUUGCACUAUUUAAAGUCAAUGGUCUAUCACACUUCAGUUUGUAGAUCUUAUCCCAAAAAAACUUUAAAUAUUAUUUACCUAAUAGCUGAAGCAUUUGUCAAAAACUUGUCCUCCCAAAGACUAUUUUUGAAGACUAGAAUGUAAAUAGUGUAAAAAGUGAUUGUACAUAGUUAAGAGUUUUUUAUAACUACAGUUUUGUAAAUAUAGCAAU